GUGAAAUCUGGAACUCUAUUUGACAAUGUAUUGGUAUCUGAUGAUCUUGAAUAUGCUAAGAAGUUGGCUGAAGAGACAUGGGGCAAGCAUAAGGAUGCUGAAAAAGUUGCUUUUGAUGAGGCAGAAAAGAAGAGAGAGGAGGAGGAAGCAAAGGAUGACCCAGUCGAUUCUGAUGCUGAGGAAGGCGAUGAUGAUGAUGCUGCUGAUGAAGCAGAUAGUGAUGAUGCAGACGCCAAAUCAGAAACAAAGGAAGAUGUUACUGCCGCAGCUGAGGAAAAUGUUAAAGACGAGCUGUAGGAAAAUACGUGCGAGUGCUGUGGUUGGCCCAACAUGCUGCUGCGAAGAAGAGCUUUGUUGGCAAUUGAGCUCUCGACAUUUUUCAUUUUUCUUUUGGCUUUUAGCUGUAGAAUUGCUGUUUAGGGAAAAAAGAUAUUGGCUUUUGGCUUUUGGCUUUGAGUAUCUUUGUGCUUUGUACCGUUGAAAAAUGGUUGAAAAAAAAAGUAGCAACUACAGUCACAAAGCUGCUUUUGGCAACUUUCUUGCAAGAAAAUCAUUUAGUUGCAUUUGAUCGUCUUUGGUAAGGGGUCGAUGGUUUCUAAUUAAAGAAGUUACUUGUUUAUGACAAAA
Molecule: messenger RNA, 627 nt
Organism: Coffea arabica (coffee)
Lineage: Eukaryota; Viridiplantae; Streptophyta; Magnoliopsida; Gentianales; Rubiaceae
Source: RefSeq, a predicted model, not a curated record